CCCGCGAAAAAACAGGAGCUCAGUAGCUACCUCUGUUCUGUUUUAAAUCAAAAUUUUCUCAGUUUCCUUCAAAUCUUCUCUCUCUCUCUCUCUCUCGUUAACCAAACUUCUGCACCCACCAACAUCCAAGUAAUCUCUCAAGAGCCUUUCUUUUGGUUGUAUGAUGUAUCAAGUCAAGGCUGAAGGCUCCUUGGUUUGCUAGAUCUACCAUCUUCUUUCUCGAAUUCGUGUAAUUUAAAAUUUUCAAUCCGAAUACAUUCCUUUUGUACAUUUGAGAUCUGCUCUACGAGUUGUUCAUUAUUUUUUUCCUGCAAAUUGGAGGUUUUAUUUAUGAAAUUUCCUCCUUUAUGACAUUAUCUCGGCUGGGUCUUUACGAAUAUUACCGGGAGAAAAGGAAAGUUAUGAUUUUGUAGUAAAUUUCUUGGCUUAGUAACUAUGGUGAUCAAAAUGGCGGGAGCUGUUGUUGUUCUUUUACUGGUUUCUGGCCUCAGAGUGGAAGCAGAUGGAUCGAAUCACAAAUACAAGGAGAGAGACCUUGUCCCCCUAUAUGCAAACAAAGUGGGUCCUUUCCACAAUCCAAGCGAGACAUAUCGGUACUAUGACCUUCCAUUCUGUUCACCAGAUCACGUGAAGGAGAAGAGGGAGGCUCUUGGAGAAGUACUAAAUGGUGAUCGCUUGGUUGAUGCACCAUAUGAGUUGAACUUUCGGGUGGACAAGCAAUCCAAAAUCAUCUGCCAGAAAAAAUUAACAAAAGAGGAAGUUGCUCAGCUCAGGACUGCUGUAUUGAAGGACUAUUACUUCCAGAUGUAUUAUGAUGACUUGCCCUUCUGGGGGUUUGUAGGCAAGGUUGAAAAGGAUAAUAAGGAGGAUCCUAACGAGUAUAAAUACCUUCUGUUUAAACACAUCCAUUUUGAUGUUCUUUAUAACAAUGACCGUGUCAUAGAGAUCAAUGCUCAGACUGACCCAAAUCUGUCUGCGGACAUCACAGAGGACAAGGAAGUUGUCGUUGAUUUUACAUAUUCAGUUAAUUGGAAAGAGACUGAUAUUCCUUUUGAGAAGAGGAUGGACAAAUACUCAAAAUCCUCGUCAAUGCCACAGCACUUAGAGAUUCAUUGGUUCUCAAUAAUAAAUUCUUGUGUGACUGUGCUCCUCCUGACUGGGUUCCUUGCUACUAUUCUUAUGCGGGUGCUCAAGAAUGAUUUUAUUAAAUAUUCACAUGAUGAAGAAUCGGUUGAUGACCAAGAAGAGACUGGAUGGAAGUACAUUCAUGGUGAUGUCUUUCGAUUCCCGAAACACAAGUCCCUAUUUUCAGCAGUUCUGGGUUCAGGAACUCAACUUCUAGCUAUUGCACUGUUCAUUUUCCUCCUUGCAAUAGUUGGGGUGUUCUACCCAUACAACAGGGGAGCUCUUUUCACAGCUCUGGUUGUCGUAUAUGCACUUACCUCUGGAAUUGCAGGUUAUACUGCUACAUCCACAUAUUUACAACUAGAAGGAACUAACUGGGUGAGGAACUUAUUGCUGACAAGUUGCUUAUUCUGUGGACCUUUGUUCUUGACAUUUUGCUUCCUCAACACUGUUGCUAUUGUGUAUAGUGCCACUGCAGCUUUACCAUUUGGAACCAUCUUGGUUAUUCUUCUCAUAUGGACAUUAGUAACUACACCUUUGCUUGUAUUGGGUGGCAUUGCUGGAAAAAACAGCAGCACAGAAUUCCAAGCUCCAUGUCAUACUACAAAGUAUCCCAGAGAAAUCCCUCCAUUGCCAUGGUAUAGGGGGACUAUCCCUCAGAUGGUAAUGGCCGGGUUCCUUCCAUUCAGUGCCAUCUACAUUGAGCUGUACUACAUUUUUGCAAGCGUGUGGGGACACAAGAUUUACACAAUAUACAGCAUCCUCUUCAUUGUCUUUAUCAUCCUCAUCAUUGUGACAGCAUUCAUCACUGUAGCAUUGACAUAUUUUCAGCUUGCUGUUGAGGACCAUGAGUGGUGGUGGAGGUCUGUUCUUUGUGGAGGCUCAACUGGUGUUUUCAUCUAUGGCUACUGCAUAUUCUACUAUUUUGCAAGAUCGGACAUGUCAGGCUUCAUGCAGACAUCUUUCUUCUUUGGUUACAUGGCCUGCAUCUGUUAUGGGUUCUUCCUCAUGCUUGGGACUGUUGGUUUCCGUGCUUCCUUACUUUUUGUGCGACAUAUUUACCGUUCAAUUAAGUGUGAAUAGGCUUUUGAUAUGGCUACUUCCAUCCUGCCAACUGUAGUUUACAUGGUACUGAGUCAACAUUGUAGAAGCCGUAGAGACAGCCCAGAAUUUUUCUCAAGUUUACUGUUGCCAAAUUUUCUUCUAAAUAAGGAAUAUAUUGUUUUAUUUCA
Messenger RNA from Nelumbo nucifera (sacred lotus), 2357 nucleotides. Its product is annotated as transmembrane 9 superfamily member 2-like. Lineage: Eukaryota; Viridiplantae; Streptophyta; Magnoliopsida; Proteales; Nelumbonaceae. Gene Ontology annotation, cellular component: membrane. Gene Ontology annotation, biological process: protein localization to membrane. The record is from RefSeq and is a predicted model, not a curated record.